This is a messenger RNA of Trifolium pratense (red clover), 1073 nucleotides long. Its product is annotated as organ-specific protein S2-like. The record is from RefSeq and is a predicted model, not a curated record. NCBI's taxonomy places the organism in Eukaryota, Viridiplantae, Streptophyta, Magnoliopsida, Fabales, Fabaceae. The coding region runs from base 64 to 882 and encodes 272 amino acids. The transcript is spliced from 2 exons.
UGAACUGAUCAACCAUCCAAACCUAAAGACACAAACAACUGAGGCUUUAAUUUUAUUUGUAAGAUGAAAUCUGCUCUUGCUUUGCUGCCUCUCUUGCUUUUCUUGUUUGUAGCAAAUGUAGAAUCAAGAAAAGAUCCAAGGGAAAAAUUGAAAGAAGAUAUUCAAGAACUCCUUAGCUUCAACACCGAAGAGAAUCUCAAGACAAACAAGGGGGCCAUUAAAGAUUUUGAACCAAGACCUAACAUGCUUUUCUACAAUGGAGACAAUGAGAAUGAUGCAAAGAAAAACAAGGGAACCAUUAAAGAUUUUGAACCAAGACCUAACUUUUUCAAUUAUGCAGACAAUGAGAAUGUUGCAAAGGAAAACAAGGGAACCAUUAAAGAUUUUGAACCAAGACCUAACUUUUUCAAUUAUGCAGACAAUGAGAAUGUUGCAAAGGAAAACAAGGGAACCAUUAAAGAUUUUGAACCAAGACCUAACUUUUUCAAUUAUGCAGACAAUGAGAAUGUUGCAAAGGAAAACAAGGGAACCAUUAAAGAUUUUGAACCAAGACCUAACUUUUUCAAUUAUGCAGACAAUGAGAAUGUUGCAAAGGAAAACAAGGGAACCAUUAAAGAUUUUGAACCAAGACCUAACUUUUUAAAGUAUGCAGACAAUGAGAAUGAUGCAAAGGAAAACAAGGGAACCAUUAAAGAUUUUGAACCAAGACCUAACUUUUUAAAGUAUGCAGACAAUGAAAAUGAUGCAAAGGAAAACAAGGGAACCAUUAAAGAUUUUGAACCAAGACCUAACUAUCUCAUUUAUGGAGACAAUGAGAAUGAUGCAAAGAAAAAUAAGAGAACUAUUAAAGAUUUUGAAUAUUUCAAUUAUGGAGACAAUUAAUGUUAAAAAAGAGAAGAAUGCAUAAAUAUAUAAAUGUGUCGCUAAGUAUAAUAAAGAAAAUGCUAACGUGUGUCAUUUAGAUACUUGUUAGCAAUAUCUAUGUAAUCAUGAAAUUGAAUGCGACUUAUGUUACAUAUUUAAAUAACCUCUACAUUUCAAUGAUUACUAAUUAAGUAUGUAUGAUGAAUUAA